Messenger RNA from Zychaea mexicana, 1035 nucleotides. RefSeq lists its product as uncharacterized. The transcript is spliced from 8 exons. The record is from RefSeq and is a predicted model, not a curated record. The coding region runs from base 1 to 1035 and encodes 344 amino acids. NCBI's taxonomy places the organism in Eukaryota, Fungi, Mucoromycota, Mucoromycetes, Mucorales, Lichtheimiaceae.
AUGACGGAGCCAGCACGUAUCUUCAUUAGCUUGCGCUCGAAGUUGAAUGGAUCAGCUGACCCCCCGAAAAAGGAAGGGAUAAAAAGAAAGUUGACAGCAUCACCUGCCAACCCAGGUCUUGUCAGUCUCGUCUUUGUACACGGCUAUUUCAAAGUGUUAUGGUUCAACCAUCUCGGCAUUCAAGUUGAGGGUGGCGAGAAGCGAUCAAGUCGUGAUUUGCCGAGCUCGGAGACCCUCCGGGUGCGCGCUCGUUGCGCACGGCGGCUUGGUUGGGUUGUGGUUUCCGUUCUGUGUGGUACGGCCACGGUUCUCGCGGGUGUCUGGCGGUCUCCGCCUUCGUCAGGCGACGGGGAGCAGUCCGAACAUCUCGGUGGAUGGUUUCUUCAAGUCAGUGUCGCUGCCAUGUCAGUCCAGCCUCAAUCAUUCGCCUUUGCUUUGGAAAUUCCUGAAGCUGAGGUGUCCGGACUGGGGUGUCUGGCGUGCGGUGUGGUGGUACGCCGCGAUGGGGGAGCUUCAGCUUUCCAGACUAGCCGAGCUAGACGAGUAGUCCAUGUGCGCUCCCAAGACGUUGGUUUACAAGCAAGGACGCCUGGUAUGCAAAUCAAGAAGGCGCAUAUUUAUCUACUACUGUAUUUAUGGCGAUAUGACGACAAAAUCUCUCAAGCUCCCACUGGAUUCUAUUUUCGAGGCAUACGCUUGUCGUUGACAGAUCAAUCGCAAGUUGUGGUGGUCAGACAUUUGCACUACUUAUUUCGAGCAGACAAAUCAGCAACAUGUAUUAUCAUAUCGUCGUACGGAUUAUUGUAUUAUGCCCAAGCAACUACGGACCAAUCUCCAACAAAAAAUCUUCAAGAGUUUAUUUUGUGCGGUCACCUUCAAGAUAUCGAGAAGCGGACAGGACCCGUCAUCGUCAUCGUCGUCUUCGAGCUCUACUGUGGCGACCAACUACGUGCAGCAUUGAAUGUUGUGUCUCAACAUGACACCAUGAUAGAAUCAACGAGGAUCAUCAUCGCAGCUCGUAGUAGCAACAUAUAG